CAGUCUACCAGCCUAUCCAAACAAGACCUCACAACCAUGUCCAACAAAAUCACCGUGACCCUGCCCCAGCUGGCCAAAAUGAUUGACCACUCCCUCCUGCACCCGACCAUGACCGACGCCGACAUCCGCGCCGGCCUGCAGAUCGCCCGCGCCCACCACGUCGCCACCGCCUGCGUCAAGCCCUACGCCAUCCCGCUCGCCAAGCAAGAACUCGCCGGCUCGGACGUCCUCAUCUGCCCGGUCAUCGGGUUCCCGCACGGCAACAGCACGACCGAGAUCAAAGUCCUCGAGGCCACCGCCGCGGCCCAGGCGGGCGGCGCCGAGAUCGACAUGGUCGUCAACGUCGGCAAGGUCCUCGGCGGCGACUGGGCGUACGUCACGGAGGAGAUCCGUCGGAUCAACGCGGCUGUCGUCGCCAACGGGGCCGCCCUCAAGGUCAUCUUCGAGAAUGAUUACCUCCAGCCCGAGCAGAUUGCCCGGCUGUGUGAGAUCUGCUCGCAGCUGGAAGUAGCGUUUGUCAAGACUUCAACUGGGUAUGGGUUCGUCAAGCAGGGGGAUGGGUCGUAUAAUUACAAGGGUGCGACUGUCGCGCAUUUGAAGUUGAUGCGGGAGAAGUCCGCGGAGAAGGUGCAGAUUAAGGCUGCCGGGGGCGUGAGGACGUUGGAUGAUCUGCUGCAUGUGAUGAGCUUGGGUGUGACGCGGAUCGGGGCCACGGCCACGGUCGCCAUUCUGGAGGAGGCCAGGAAGCGGGGGGUUGGAAAUGAGCCUGUGGAGGUGUGGUUUAAGCCGAUGGCGGAGGAGGGUACCACAGGCGGCUAUUAGGUUCGGUGAUUUUGCUUCGAGAUUUGAGCACUCAUGGGUUUCUAGUUCCACAGAAUUGACUCUGCAAUUCGCGGUCAAGGUCCGAGGUCGGCGUGAAAGAAGGGAUCGUUGUCGAGAUCCCAUAACCACGUCUGUUCCAGGAUUGGAAAGCCGUCCACGGUUGGCGGCCACAGAAUCGGAUUUUCUGCCGUCUGUUCCUGUUCUCCGCAGGCUUGAGGGGCAUAGGAUAGCAAUGCU
Molecule: messenger RNA, 1059 nt
Organism: Aspergillus fijiensis CBS 313.89
Lineage: Eukaryota; Fungi; Ascomycota; Eurotiomycetes; Eurotiales; Aspergillaceae
Product: 2-deoxyribose-5-phosphate aldolase
Exons: 1
Coding region: 37-822 (261 amino acids)
Biological process (GO): carbohydrate catabolic process; deoxyribonucleotide catabolic process
Cellular component (GO): cytoplasm
Molecular function (GO): deoxyribose-phosphate aldolase activity
Source: RefSeq, a predicted model, not a curated record